Messenger RNA from Sinocyclocheilus grahami, 1313 nucleotides. RefSeq lists its product as uncharacterized. The transcript has 7 exons. The coding region runs from base 46 to 834 and encodes 262 amino acids. The record is from RefSeq and is a predicted model, not a curated record. NCBI's taxonomy places the organism in Eukaryota, Metazoa, Chordata, Actinopteri, Cypriniformes, Cyprinidae.
CAGACACCACACACAGCUUGUGUCCAGCACGUGUGUGGGCUUGUUAUGGAGGAGAGACUGGAGAACUAUGAGAGUUGUGCCAGAAGAAUUCAGGCGUACUGGAGAUGUUUCAGGGACAGACGGCUCUUCAGGCUCCUGAUGAACACUGUGCGCUCAGCGUGUCUGGCAUCAGCAGUUCUGCGUCAGCUCAGUCCCAGAGAAGCUGAACUGCUGAAAGACCCCAGUCUGAAGUGCAAGAUCAGAUUCAGGUAUGAACUUCUUUUGUUCAGGUUUGCAGGUCCUCAGUUUCCACCUUCACUUGUCUUCAAGAUUUUCCACAUUGGAGGAGGAGGACACUAUCUGUCUGGCAAAAAAGUCUUUUCUCCCUCCAACCAGUAUUCCAGCCACCUGGAUGAGCUUCCAGCAUGUGUAGGAGGAAGGGAAAACGGAUGGAGGUUCCUGUCUCUGAAGGUGCUGUCCCGGGACGUCAUGCUCAGAGAGGGUGUGAAGCCAGGAACAAGAGACAGGUUGAAGACGGUAUUGCCGUUUAGCAGUCUCGCCCGCUCUCAUUUUGCUGGACAGCAGCUCUCACACAGAGGUUCCCGGGUCUCUACACGACAAUCUGCCCGUGCUCAAAACACUGCGGCUCGCAAGAGACGCCUCUACGGCCUGAGUGAGGCUGAAAGAUUUGCUGAGAAAGUGGACAUCAAGAUCGUUCUGCCAUCAGUCGAGACGGAAGACUACAACUCAUCCGAGUCUGAAUGGGAGGAAGAGGCUGAGAAACUGUGCAACUGGUCAAAACAACUGAACAUAGAUGCUUUAGAAACGCCUGCAUUCAUUCAGAUGGAGAAAUAACAUUUUACACUAGGAGAUGCACUGAUUUAGGUUUGAUUUUCAGUAAAUACUACAACCUAGUGCAUUAUUCUGAGAUGCUUUCAUUGAAAAUUAAUGUUACCUGUUCAACUGGUCAAAACCAACUGGAUAUCGAUGCUGUUGAUACACCUGAGCUCGUGUAAAUGGAGAAACAAUGUUUUAUAGUUGUAGAGGUCCGGAUUAAUGUCAACACAUGGUGACAGUAUUUGAACAUUUUGGCUCUUGCUUUAUCCCACUUCUCACACAUGCACUCUCUAAAGACUGUACUGUACAGUAGUAAUUUUCUGCACAUUUUUAUUUCUCAUGAAAUAUAUACACCACGUGCUACGAGUUGCAUCCAAGCAUGACCAGAAGAUGCAUUGCAUCAUUCAAACCUUACGCACAACUGUUUGUGUGUUGCCUUAAUUUCCAGACUCUCAUCUUGUUGCAGUCUUUUGCAAAUUAAAGGAACAUGCACGUCC